AUGGCAAUCUAUCAUCAACUCAAUUUGCUGCUAUUACUUAGCUCACUUAUUGUUGCCAUUUCAGUGGCACAGCCAAUCAUAGAAUCGAAUCUAGACUGCAAUUUUGAAAAUGGAUUCUGUGCUUGGAAACAAAGUUUAAACGAUAAUUUUAACUGGACUCGUACCAAUUCAAGAAGUCCUAGUGUUGGUACUGGACCAGUUGGCGAUCAUACGACUGGAACAGGCUACUAUAUCUACAUCGAAACUUCGUUUCCCCGCCUUGUUAACGAAACGGCUAUCCUAGUCAGCCCAACCAUCAAUUCCAAUACUAAUGUUUGCUUCAAGUUUUGGUAUCAUAUGUUUGGACAAGAUAUUAAUAACUUGCAGGUCUUAACUACUGACCUUAUGGGAGGCCAACAAAAUGUAAUAUGGCAACGCUUUGGAACACAAGGCAAUGCUUGGAGACCAGCAGCUAUUACCUUAAAUACACCACAAAAUAUUACUAUUUCCUUUAAAGGGACGACAGGAACAAGUUUCAGAGGGGACAUAUCCCUGGAUGAUAUUUUUCUGGCACCUUUAGAUUGUCCAUACUCAGAUUACUGUGAUUUCGAGGGAGGACUUUGUGGAUACGCAGAUUUAACCAAUAAUCCUAAAUUUGUUUGGACUAUUGGAAAUGGUGGCAAUUCAUUCAAUGGAACUGGCCCAGCUACUGAUCAUACAACUUUAACAGCAGCAGGACACUAUAUGUAUGCCAGUACUAUGGAUCCAACACCUGGAAUGAGAACUCAAGUUAUUAGUGAUACUUAUGCUGCAACUCCAGCUAAUGGAACAUGCUUAGAAUUUUUCUAUCACUUAUAUGGCAAUCUAUCCGGUGCAAUUGAAGUGAAAAUCAGAAGUAACGGUGUUACCAGGGAUACUAUUUUUGAAAAAACUACCAAUCAAGGUAAUAUUUGGAAUCUUGGCUGGGCCACUAUUAUCAAUCCAAAUGCACCCUAUCAGAUCAUCUUUGAAGCUGUCGUCGGAGCUGGAACUUUCGGUGAUAUCGCUAUUGAUGACAUACGUUUCUUAACUGGUAAAUGCCCGGUUGCAGGGUCGUGUAAUUUUGAAGGAUAUUGCUCAUGGUCUAAUACUCAAGUCGGCGAUCAGUUCGACUGGAUAAUUAAUAGCGGAGGAACUCCUAGUUCCUUCACUGGCCCUACAAAUGAUCACACCUUAGGAACACCAGCUGGCCACUAUCUCUACUUUGAAGCUUCUAAUGCUGGUCAAGCUGGAGAAAAAGCCUGGUAUGUUAGCGAAAAAUUCGAUUCAAAUACUGGAAGAUGCCUAUCCUUCUACUAUUACAUGUAUGGUGCCACCGUGAAUACUUUAAGUGUCCUGAUGCAAGAAUUUGAUAGUAACAAUAACAAUCUAAGCUUAAUGACAUUAGGCGCUAUUUCUGGCAAUCAUGGAAAAAUGUGGGUAAAUGGCCAAGUUUUCAUUCAAACUGAUAAUUACUAUAGAAUCAUCUUCCAAGCUACCAUGGGCCGAGCUUUUACUGGAGAUAUCGCUGUUGAUGAUAUCACUUUCAAUGCUGGUAACUGUACUGCAAAUAUCAUUUCUUCAUCAAUAGCACCCACGGCUACCCCAGGUCCAAGUCCAUUUGAUUGCACCUUCGAGACUGGUCUAUGCAAUUGGGAUGCGAGUCUGAACAAUACUGUCUUGUGGGCACGAGGAAAUGGAACGAAAAAUAAUGUUGUGGUUAAGGAUCAUACACUAGGAUCACUUGAUGGUCAUUACCUCUAUGUGCCACGAUUGCAGAAUAUGGCUUAUUCCGCAAGCAUUAUUAGCGCUGUCUCAGUGCCAUCCACAUCUCACAUAUGCUUAGAAUUUUGGUAUCAAAUGAUUGGAGAAAAUAUUGUUAGCUUACAAGCUCGUUCUCAAACGACGAAUACCUCGACGUUGCUAUGGUCAAGGACAGCAUCGGUGGGCUAUGGAUGGAGCCAUGCUCAAGUUUCUGUCAUUAAUGACAAUCCUUAUAAUAUUUCCUUUGUAGCAACGGUCAAUCAAGGCUAUACGGGGAUCGUUGCCAUCGAUGAUAUUCGAGUUCUAUUGCAUUCUAAUUGUCCACCUGCUAUCACUUGUGAUUUCGAAGGAAGUAGUUGUGGAUGGGUCAAUACAUUUGAUGUUACUUUCUUCUGGAUUCGAGCUACAAGUGAUUUUAAUAUCGUCCAUAGCCAAACUGGACCAAAAUAUGAUCAUACUCUUGGAACUGCUACUGGCCAUUUCAUGUACUUUUGGUCAGCCAUUUCUUUCCUGAAUGAGAAAGCACGCUUUCAAAGUCCACAAUAUCCAGCUACCAAUGGUAAUAGUUGCUUCUCAUUUUGGUAUCAUAUGCUUGGCCGAGAAGUAGGUAGUUUCAAUGUCUACGUCAAGGUCGACAAUAAUAUUGGCAUGCCCAUAUGGACGAGAAUGGGUACACGUGGAGAUGUAUGGCGAUUUGGUCAAGCCACCGUCAAUAGUGCAGGUAAACCAUUUAAUAUGGUCAUUGAAGGUACGGUUGGAAAUGGAUUCGCUGGAGAUAUGGCUUUCGACGAUAUCUCAUUAGUCAGUGGUUCAUGCCCAUCAUCUAAUGUUUGUACCUUCUCAUCGCUUUGUACAUGGAUUAAUGCUGCUAGCCAAGUGACUGACAAAUGGACAGUCAUACCAGCAUUCCUUGGCUCAACAUUUGCUGGACCGACAUUAGAUAAUACGAAUGGAGGUACAUCUUCCGGCCAAUAUGCAGUGGUCAAUAUGACAGCGUCUAUGAGCCAAAAUUCAUCAGCACGCUAUAUAAGCGAUGAACAAUCUCCAACAGCUGCAUCAUGCUUUACCUUUUCCUAUCAAAUGUAUGGUAAUUCUCCCAUGCUCAAUGUCUACUUACAAGAGCUGUAUACAGGCACUCCAAUCACUAAAAUUGUUGGCCAAGUACAAAAUGGAACUAGUUCAUGGACAAUGGGUCAAGUAAGCAUUACUGCCUUAGCAGAAUAUCAAAUUAUUAUCGAAGCUGUAGUAGCUGCUGGCACUCAAGGGACAUUCGCUAUUGAUGAUUUGCAAUUUAACUUUGGCAAUUGUUCAGGAUCUACAUUACCUGCUCCUUCUAUUUCUCCUGUCGCUCCACCCACGAAUAGCUGGGGUUGCAGCUUUACUUCCGGAACAUGUUACUGGUCUCUCCUUAAAAAUACAACAGCCCAGUGGGUUAGAACACGUGGAUCGCUUACUUCUACAGGGCCCUCCAAUGAUCAUACUACGGGUUCAGGCUUUUAUUUGUAUGUACCGAAUAAAUCCUAUCCAGUCAAUGCAACUGCCGUUGUACAAGGGCCAACGAUUACUCCAACUACUGCGUUAUGCAUGAGCUUUUACUAUCAUAUGUAUGGACCAAGUGUAGGUACAUUACAAGUUUAUGGCCAUGCAACGCAAGAUACCCUCAUUUUUCAAAGAAGCGGCUCACAAGGCAAUUUAUGGAGACAUGGACAAGUUACUGUAUCAAGUUCUAGGCCAUUUCAUACCAAAUUUGUGGCUAGCAUCAAUAGCAAUUAUUACGGAGAUAUUGCAAUCGAUGAUAUUAAAUUUACCCCUGGAUUUUGCGCUCCCUCUAAAAUGUGCGACUUCCAGAGUGGUAGUUGUGGAUGGUUUACAGCACCUGAAUCCGAUAUACCUUGGUAUCGAACAAGAGGAUCAACAUCAUCCAAUUUUACAGGCCCAUCCAUCGAUCAUACCACAUUAUCCCCACGAGGUUGGUAUGCCUAUGUCGAAACUUCACGUCCAUAUAUUGCUGGACAGAAAGCACGAUUACAAAGUCCGUUCUAUCCCCCAACCCCAUCCAAUGGUGAAUGCUUAACAUUUUGGUAUCACAUGUAUGGUGCCCAUAUUGGCCAACUCAAUAUCUAUAUUAAGCAAAAUAAUCAACUUGGCAAUGCAAUCUGGAGCCGUGGCACCAACUUUGGCGAUAAAUGGAUAUACGGUAGUGUCACCAUUAAUUCCAACAUGACUUAUAGGAUUGUCUACGAAGGUAUCGUUGGAAUAGGCUUCCGAGGUGAUAUGGCAUUAGAUGAUAUUUUAAUCGAUAAUUCUGGGCCAUGUCCACCUCCAGCUAAUUGCAAUUUUGAAUCAUCGUUAUGCCGAAAAUCAUGGGUUAAUGAUGCUAAUAAUAAUUAUAAUUGGAUUCUUGGCAAACCAAGUACUAACACCGUAUAUAAGGGACCACCAAGAGAUCAUACAUUCAAUACAUCAUCGGGUAGUUAUAUGGUUGUUGAUCAAGCAUUUGCAACAGCUGGUCAACAUGCUAGAUUAAUCAGCAGAGCUACUCUUCCACCAACCCAAGGAAUGUGUUUAACCUUUUACUAUUGGUUUAACAAUGCAUCAUCAUUUGUUUUAACAGUGAAUCUCAGAACAGGUUCGACAGAUCAUCCUGUUGGACAAUUACAAGGUAUUUAUCAAACCAAUGGAUGGCAAAUGGCGUCUGUUAACGUUCACAGUUCCUUCCAGUAUAAAAUUGUUUUCGAUGGUGUACUUGGAGUGGCAAGCUCUGGCUAUGUUGCUCUUGAUGACAUCAUGCUGAUGAAUGGACCUUGCCAAGGAAGUAAUAUUCCAACAGUCCUUCCACCAACACCGACAACCAUUUCUACCGGGUAUGGAUGCAACUUUGACAAUGGCACAUGUGGCUGGAUGCAAUCAACCAAUGAUAUCUUCAAUUGGACUCGUAAUGAUGGCCCAACACCAAGCUUUGAUACUGGACCAUCUACAGAUCAUUCUGGCACUGGCUACUACAUGUAUAUAGAGACAUCAUUCCCACGCCGUUUAAAUGAUAAUGCAAAACUUGUUAGUCCUGUUAUUAACGCGCUAACAUCCAACCUACAAAAUUAUUGCAUGAUAUUAUGGUAUAAUAUGCAUGGAGCAUCCGUUUUCCUACUAAAUAUCUAUACUCGAUCAGUAAGCGAAAGCAGGUCUGUUCUUCUAUGGACUAGAGGAGGAGAACAAGGACUUGAUUGGAAGUAUACAGCUAUUCCCUAUCAAAGUUCGACUUCGUUCCAAUUUAUUAUCGAAGGUGUAGCUGGUAGGGACUAUCGCGGAGAUAUCGCUAUCGAUGAUAUCACUAUUAGUAAUACUACAUGCCCUGUACAAGACGUUUGCACUUUUCAGAAUGACUUGUGUGGAUGGCGGCAAAUUACAAAUGAUCAAUUCAAUUGGACAUUAGGUAGUGGUAAUACACCAAGCGAUCAAACUGGCCCAAGGACGGAUCAUACAACUGGUACUGCCCUAGGGAAAUAUUUGUAUAUCGAAACUUCAUUGCCAAGACGUCCAGAUGAUCGAGCACGCAUUAUUAGUCCAGAAAUUUCACCAACUAUUGCUCGACCAAAAUGUUUAAAUUUCUGGUAUUUUAUGUUUGGCCAAACGGUUGGUAGUUUAUCAGUUUAUAUCAUUAAAAAUAACAUUAUUAGCCAGCCUAUAUGGACAGAAUCAGGUAAUAAUGGAGAAAGGUGGUUGCCAGGUCAGGUGCCGCUCGAUAGUAAUAUGCCGUUUAGAGUAGUGAUUGAAGGAACUGUUGGUCAAGGCUACCUUGGUGAUAUCGCCAUUGACGAUGUGGAUAUCAGCAAUGUCCCAUGCCAGACACCAGGAAAUUGCAAUUUUGAAAACGGCUUGUGCACAUGGAUUAAUGAUCGAAAUACCGAUCAAUUUGAUUGGAUUCAAGGACGAGGAAGUACACCAUCAUUUAAUACUGGCCCAACAAGUGAUCAUACCUUAGGCAAUCGAUAUGGCACUUAUCUCUACCUUGAAGCUUCUAGUCAACAACAAGGUGAUGUUGCACGCUUGAUUAGUCAAAAAUUCCCACCAACAACUUCCCGUUGCUUCAGUUUUUGGUACCAUAUGAGUGGAGCAGCUGUUGGAUCAUUGUCGGUAUACGUCGAUCAGGGAGAGAAUAAAAUACUUAUUGGACACUUAAAUGGCCCUCAAGGUAAUCAAUGGAAGAAUGGCAAAGCUACAAUUAGCAGUUUUGCUCCUUAUAAUAUCAUUAUCGAAGGCAAGCGUGGUGUAACAUUUUCUGGUGACAUUGCAAUUGAUGACAUCACCUUGACAGGAGGUGCUUGCACUGGUACUGUGCUGCCAACAUCUGUUCCAACUCCACUUCCAACUUUCCCUGCUGGUGAAUAUGGUUGCGAUUUCAAUCAAUCCUACUGUCGAUUUACACAAGCAAGCUCAUCCAAUUAUAACUGGACAUUAACGAAAGCUGGUGCUACGGUUACUUAUGGCCCCAAGGCGGAUCAUAAAGGUACUGCAGGUUCUUAUGUUUCUGUCAGGACAUUAUCUACUGCUAACGCUACUGCAGUUCUACAAGGACCUAAAGCUAGUCCAACUGGUAGGACUUGCUAUAGUUGGUGGUAUUACAUGUGGGGAUCCAAUGUACAGACAUUAAAUGUCUACUUGACUUCUUAUGUCAAUAAUACUAAAGGAAUUUUCAUGCUGUUCAAUGAUAAACUACAACGGCCAAUGCUAGGGGAAUAUGGAAAGGCAAAAUCAUGUCGAUACGACCCAAAAAUGAAAAUCAAUUUGCCAAUCGAUUACUACAAGGAGAAUGAAUUGAAAUCAAUUCAUCUGGCUAGGGUAAAGGAUGUACAAGGCGAUCUAGGUCCCACAACAUGGAUGACAACAGAGUUUAAUGCUAUCCGUAUACAACAUCGUGGAAAUAAAAAAGAAUCAAGUGACAACUAA
This is a messenger RNA of Trichoplax adhaerens, 6705 nucleotides long. RefSeq lists its product as uncharacterized. Bases 1 to 6705 code for a protein of 2234 amino acids. Gene Ontology annotation, cellular component: membrane. NCBI's taxonomy places the organism in Eukaryota, Metazoa, Placozoa, Uniplacotomia, Trichoplacea, Trichoplacidae. The record is from RefSeq and is a predicted model, not a curated record. The transcript has 9 exons.